AGAGAGAAAGAAAGAGUGAGAGGAGGGAAAAGAAAGAACGAAAGAGGGACAGGGAGAGAGAGAGAGAGUGUGUGUGUUAGAACCCACCUACCUAACUUCAUUCGGUUUUCGAAGUCCUGUAUUACUUAAAACUCUGAGAAACUCAUUAUUUCAACAACGAUGGCUACUGUAUUUCCAGCCCCUGAUUUCAGUGCUGAAGCUGCUGCUGAAGGACUCCGAAAAGCCAUGAAGGGUUUUGGUACUGAUGAAGCAGCGAUUAUUAAGAUAAUGACUUCUCAUAGUAACCAACAACGACAAGAAAUAGAAAAAGUAUUCAAAGCAAUGUAUGGAAAGGAUCUUCGAAAAGAAAUAAAAUCUGAAAUUGGGGGACAUUUUGAAGAUGUUAUCAUGGCCCUUAUGGAUCCACCACGAGUCUAUGAUGCAAAAGAACUCAAGCGUGCAAUAAAAGGACUUGGAACUGAUGAAGAUGCUCUGAUAGAGAUUCUUCUCACUAGAAAUAAUGAAGAGCUGGCAGAGAUUAAGGAACAUUUCAAGAAAUUAUAUGGUGAUCAAUUGGAAGAUGCCAUUAUUUCUGAGACCAGUGGUCAUUUGAAACGCAUUCUUGUUUCUCAAACUACUUGUGCCCGUAGCACUGACAUGAAUGUUGAUGCAGCUCUUGCUAACAAGGAUGCUCAAGAACUUUAUGAUGCAGGAGAAGGUAAAUUUGGAACUGACGAAUCUGUAUUUAACAAAGUAUUGAGUUUGCGCAGCAGGCCUCAGUUGAUUGCUACUUUUGCUGCCUAUGAAAAAAUUGCUGACCGAGAUAUUAUGGAUAGCAUCCAGCGAGAAACUUCUGGAGACUUGCAGAAAGCAUACUUAACCAUUGUGAAAAGCAUCAGAGAGAUGCACACUUACUUUUCUGAAAGUCUGUAUUACUCCAUGAAAGGUGCUGGCACUAAUGAUUCCACUUUGAUCCGUAUCAUUGUCAGUCGUUCAGAGAUUGACAUGGUCCAGAUUAAGGAAAAGUUCAAUGAAGUUUUAGGUAAAACUUUAGGCAGCUUCAUCAAAGGUGACUGCAGUGGUGAUUACAAGAAAGUUCUCUUGUCUCUUAUUGGUGAACCAAAGUAAAAUAAAUUCACCCUUUUAUAUCUACAUCUACCUAAAUCUAUCAAAAUGUAGAUGAUUUCAUAUAACCACUGAUAGUCAAUAUCUCUUUGCUAACAGCUGUUCCAAAUUUCGAAUUAUCACUGCUGACAUAUUGAAAUAUUUUAUCUCUCUCUCUCUCUCGUUAUAUUUCCAUCUCAUUAUCAUUAUUAAGUAACUUUACUUUAAAAUUUCCUAUCUUUUUGAAGAUUCUAUUGCAUUUACUGAAUAUUAAUUGAACCAUUACUUCAAAUUUAUAGAAAUAUUUCAAUAAAUCAUUCAUUUAGCUUA
Octopus bimaculoides (California two-spot octopus) is the source of this 1413-nucleotide messenger RNA. RefSeq names its product annexin A7. Gene Ontology annotation, molecular function: calcium ion binding; calcium-dependent phospholipid binding; phosphatidylserine binding. Gene Ontology annotation, cellular component: nucleus; vesicle membrane; plasma membrane. The record is from RefSeq and is a predicted model, not a curated record. Lineage: Eukaryota; Metazoa; Mollusca; Cephalopoda; Octopoda; Octopodidae.